Molecule: messenger RNA, 531 nt
Organism: Oppiella nova
Lineage: Eukaryota; Metazoa; Arthropoda; Arachnida; Sarcoptiformes; Oppiidae
Source: the annotation of a GenBank genome assembly
AUGAGUGGCAAUACUUUGUCGAAACCCUUGGACUCCAACCUCUUGCCCAACACUUCUCCAAUUCCUGCCAAAUCCGUGACCGGCUUCUCGCCCAUCGGUUCCGACACGAAGUUAUGGUGUUUCUGCGAUGUCGUCGACAUUCUUCACCAGUUGUGUGCUUUCAAUGGAUUGGACGGCGAGUCGAUUAGACUAAUCCAUCACAAGAGGAAUAUCAUGUCUAAGGCUACGAAGAAGAAACACGUGACACAGGAAGUGCUCAAUCACUUUGACUUACCACAAGAUAAUCAACAGAUCGUAAAAGUGAUAGCCAGUCGCGGCAAUAAUCUUCACCAAGUGGUGACCCCCGAUGGCGACAAUUAUCUCGUAUCGAUGCCACCGAAGUUCCGUAAAUGGAUUUGGAUUAAGAGAGGCGAUUAUCUGAUUGUGGAUCCGAUAGAAGAGGGAAACAAAGUGAAGGCAGAGAUCACUAAUAUAUUACUGAAGGAACAAAUCAAAUACAUUAAAGAUGAGGGAAAAUGGUCUGUGAUUUGA